GGACGCGGAAGAAGUGGCCCCGUGGAGGCUCCCGCUUCUGAAGCGUGGGAAGCGGAAGAAGCGGCAGGCUGUCGGUUUUGGUCUUGGCCCCAACGGGUUCCCCCGGGCCAUUAGAACCCUAGAGAGGAAGAGGAGGCACCGCGGCUGCGGCUGAGGGACCGAACCCCCCACCUGUCCUCGAGGCGGGAGGGGGGUAGGGAGGGGAGAAGCACCGAUCCCAGGGUUGAGGAACCUCCGGGACCGGGUCCCGGAGCAUGGGUAGCUGGAGCUGCCGAGGCCGCCCGGGCGGGCCCUGCCCGACUGUUAGGUCUUCGUUGCUAAAGCUGCCCGGGCAGCCGCGGCGUCUGUAGCCGGGCCCCGCUUGUGGUCCUCGGCCGAAAAGAUAGCAGCAUGAGUUCCGCCCCUGCCUAGUUUCCUCCCCCUCCUUCUGUUCUCCCUCUGUCCUUCUCCUUCUCUCCUUCCCCACACCUCAUCCCUCUUUCUCGCCCUUGUGCUGCUCUUUCCCCUGCCUCCAGUCUUCUUCCUCUUCCCUUUUCUUCCUUUCUCCCUCCCGCCCUCCUCCGUUAUCCUCUCUGUCCUCCUGCUUUUCUAUUUAUUCGUUUUCCCUCCCUCUUUCACUUUUUCCUUCUCCCUCCAUCCUUCUUUCCUCCAUUCGCUUCCUUUAUUUUGCCACCCUCCACCACAACCUCUCCAUCCUCCUCUCCUCCCUCACUACUAUCCUCCCUUCCUCAUCAGCAUCCUCCUUCCCUCCUCCUCUCCUACGUUUCUCCGCCCCCAGCCCCCGCCCCCAAGCCUCCGCCCCUUAGCUCCCGCCCCCAGCUGCCAGUCCCCAGCAGCUCAGUCCUGCAGUGAGAGUCUUGGGAGUCCAAAGCUAAGCACCAGGAGCUGAGCACUGCCUGCUGUGCCUGCCUGCUAGUCUCCGACAUGGCUCAAGAGAAAAUGGAGCUGGACUUUGAGCCUGACACAUCUGAUGGGGGCACCCUGAGGAGAUCCAGCAGCGCUCCCCUGAUCCAUGGGCUCAGUGACCUUUCACAGGUUUUUCAACCUUACACAUUUAGAACUCGAAGGAAUAGUACAACGAUUAUGAGCCGUCACAGUUCGGUAAGUAUAGAAUUGCUGUCAUCCUCACCUAAUCGUAUUCCUAGCAGCAGACUGCAUCAGAUUAAAAGGGAAGAAGGCCUGGAUAUGAUGAACAGAGAAACUGCCCAUGAAAGGGAAGUGCAAACGGCAAUGCAGAUAAGCCAAUCAUGGGAUGAAAGCUUGAGCCUGAGUGAUAGUGAUUUUGACAAGCCUGAGAAAUUAUAUUCUCCUAAGAGAAUUGACUUCACUCCAGUUUCUCCAGCACCUUCACCCACCAGGGGAUUUGGAAAGCAAUGCUUUUCACCAUCCUUACAAAUGUUUGUGAGUAGCAGUGGGUUGCCGCCGAGUCCCGUUCCUAGUCCAAGACGAUUUUCAAGCAGGAGGAGUCAGAGUCCAGUCAAGUGCAUUAGACCCAGUGCUCUUGGUCCUCUUAAAAGAAAAGGUGAAAUGGAGACUGAAAGCCAGCCCAAGAGGCUCUUCCAAGGCACUACCAAUAUGCUAUCUCCAGAUGCUGCGCAAUUGUCUGAUCUCAGUUCAUGGUGGUGUUAUCAAGGAGAAGAAAUUCCUGCCUUGACCAGAUGUGUGGAGCAUCUACAAAUGAAUGAAUAAUGUUAUUUACACACAGACCACUGUGUACUAAAGCAUCCAUGGAGCUGUCAGUGUCUCGGGUGGUAUUAUGAGGCCUUAGGUGCCUUGGGGUACACUGUCGUGCUGUAAAGGAUGUGUAUCGUAAGGUCGGGUGGAAAAGGGGGCUUUAUAUGUGUGAUUGCCACAUACCGUUUUGGUUGUUGCUUUUUUCUGAUUCCUUUUUGUCAUUGGAUUUGUUUGUUUUGUCGUGUGGUGAUUGGUGUUUUGGUUAUUGUGUUACCACCACAAUUGGAAUCCAGUUUUUGUUCAUGCUUCCUUAUAGCAAGGGCAGUUUAAUAUCUACGAGAAAGCUUUUAGGAGCUGAAAAAGUCAAUGUUAUUGUGCAUUCUGCUCUUAAGAAGCUGUUUUAGCUAUGAACAGUAUACAUGCUAGUAAGUGUGAGGUGACAUAAGUUAUUUAAUUUUUAAAAGAGGGAACUCCUGACUGAGCUAUUUAAGAAAUCUGAGUGUAAUCUAUUGUUAUGUUAUUUAUUAUUUAUAACUGUAAAAUGUCGUGAUAGUUUUCUUUUAAUGUUCAGACAUCAUGGUUGGAUUGUAUUUAAUAUGCAGAUUUUCCUACUAGGAUCAUGAUAUUCCAUUUUUAAACGAAUGUAAGGAAUGAAAACUACUGCAGCAUUUGUGUCUUUUGAAGGCAAAAGUCCAUGGAUUUUAAAGGAAGAUGAUGUGCUUUUGGAGGCACUCACAGACUAGUGAUAAUGUGUGGCUUGAAGGGAAACCUAUUCUCUUUCAGUUACAAGGGAGCAUCACUUAGCUUGCAGUAGUUCUCUUACAGCAUCACAGCUAUUCUUUAUUUUUAAUUACAAUCACCACAACAGCCAUUAAUGGCUUUAUUUCUCAUAUUGUGUUCACCUGUGCAAAGCUCAUAGUCCUUCAAACCUAACAUAAAUGUAUUUAUUAUGAAGAUUGUCCCCUAGUAUGCUGUUUUAAAGAAAAAUUUCUUCAGUAGUAUUCAGUGUAUCUAUUCUGUUUAUAGAAGAACCAGGUUAUGAUGUUUCUGCCUCUGUGAUGAUAAUAGAUGAUUUUGUCUUAUAGGAGAUUUAUCCACCUUCACUCUACUGUCUUCUUUGCCUUAAAGGGACAAUUUUGGCCAUCAUUUUUGGGCUCUAACUUAGGACUGUUAGGAAAUAACCUUUGAAAUGUGAUGAUAUUUAAAUUUAUUUUUGAAAUUCAGUGGUGGGGUAGAACUAGGAUCAGAAAUUGAAAUUGUUACAGUGGCAUGAGAACUAGGAGGCAAGGUGAUUCACUUUACUGUUUAAACCAAGAUGUGUUUUUAGUUUUUAUUGUUUAAAUGGACUAGAAAGUUAAGUUUGUGCAGGGAUUAUUUUGAAAUAAAUAAAAGAUAGAGAUGCUAACCCGCAGAGGAGCUUUGUUGACAAUACCCUUUUAUUUUUAUAUAAAGUCUAAUAUUUAAAAAGUGAUCAUUGUUAUAAAGUAAAAUUCUCUCUUCCUAUACUAAUAUUAUAUCAUAUAUUUCAGGCUUCUAUUUAAAAACAGGUACAAGAGAUGAUACCAGAAAAUCCUAUAGAUACAGUUUUUGCUUGACUGACAUAUAAUCACUGUGUUUCAUGAUAACUGCUUUUGGAAUAAUAGGAUGUUUUGUGAAACGCUGGCCUUGUAUAUAUCUUAGAAUGCAAAUUUAAUAAAGUGUGUAUACCUGCAUAAAAUUUA
This is a messenger RNA of Cynocephalus volans (Philippine flying lemur), 3395 nucleotides long. RefSeq names its product PABIR family member 2 (gene PABIR2). The transcript has 10 exons. Gene Ontology annotation, molecular function: protein serine/threonine phosphatase inhibitor activity. The record is from RefSeq and is a predicted model, not a curated record. Lineage: Eukaryota; Metazoa; Chordata; Mammalia; Dermoptera; Cynocephalidae. The coding region runs from base 925 to 1689 and encodes 254 amino acids.